AUGUAUGUCUAUGCUUCGAAGGACCCGGCCUAUCAAAAGGAGAGCUUGCAGCACCUGAGACAAGGUCUGAUGUCACUUCCUGUCCCUAAGAACGACUUUGAGAUUGUUCUUCCCGAAAAUGCAGAGAAAGAACUGGAAGAAGCUGAGAUAGAGACGGGAUUCAUAGAAGACUCAGCAGAUAUAGAAGCACGCAAGCAGAUCAGUGAUGCUGAGUUGGAGGAAGUCGUUAAAUUGGGUGUUGCCAGUGAGGUCGCCCGUCAAGCUGCUGAGGAGAGUGAAAGUGGAAACUCUGCCUCCUCCACCCUCCUGUCCGAAUACAGCGUCACCAACACCAUGGCAACAGGGCUCCGGACCCCACGAACCCCUGCUGCUCAGGACAGGAUAAUGCAGGAAGCCCAGAAUCUGAUGGCUCUGACUAACAUUGACACCCCCCUGAAGGGAGGCCUCAACACCCCGCUGCAUGAGAGUGACUUCAGUGGAGUGACACCUCAGCGCCAGCAGAUACAAACACCCAACACUGUUCUCAGUACACCAUUCAGAACUCCUGGCCCAGGUCAGGGGUCAGAGGGCAUGACGCCUCAAGCCGGAGGCGCGAUAACCCCACGCGUGGGAGGGACUCCAGGUUUAACCCCCGGCCGCACACCACUGAGAGACAAACUGAAUAUUAACACAGAGGAGCAACUGGCUGAUCCUGCAUAUGCUAAACACAUGAAAAGAGUAGAAGACUCUUUCACAGCAGCUCCAACACACAGAAAGUCAGUGAGAAAUGUGGGAAGCUGUGUUUUGGAUCAACAUCUGUCUCCUCCUUCCAGUGACCAUGUUGUUCAUCUGCUGUGUGUGUUGUGCGGUACGUAA
Archocentrus centrarchus (flier cichlid) is the source of this 855-nucleotide messenger RNA. Its product is annotated as cell division cycle 5-like protein. Gene Ontology annotation, cellular component: Prp19 complex; spliceosomal complex. Bases 1 to 855 code for a protein of 284 amino acids. Gene Ontology annotation, biological process: regulation of transcription by RNA polymerase II; mRNA splicing, via spliceosome. Lineage: Eukaryota; Metazoa; Chordata; Actinopteri; Cichliformes; Cichlidae. The transcript is spliced from 6 exons. Gene Ontology annotation, molecular function: DNA-binding transcription factor activity, RNA polymerase II-specific; RNA polymerase II transcription regulatory region sequence-specific DNA binding. The record is from RefSeq and is a predicted model, not a curated record.